CAACCCUGCGCGACCUCUACGUGCCUCCAUCAUAUGCACCUCGACGAUGAGCCAAAUCGUGCCGGACCGUAAUAAUGGAGCCAAAGGGCGGCGGCAGUCCCACUUUGCGUCUACCCUGUCGACCAUUCAAGAUGCAGAUGUCCCCCGAUGGGCAACACAGUCCCACACGGUCGUCCAUGAUCAAGCACCGUCCGUCCGAAUCAAGGAGGGGGUCGUCUGCAGGUUUUAACCACCUCAAAUUGACCCCCGAUGGGGUCGUGACAGGCAGCAGCGACCACUUGCAAAAGUCCCCAAUCCUGCUUGUCGCCCCUGCCCCGCCAGCAGCGACCACCCCAGCUCCACUAAUGCGCAUUCCCGUUCACACCCGACCGACGCCCCCUUCGUCGUUUGGUCCAGUCAAGACACAGCUCACGACUGCUGCCGUGACAGGUCCCCAACUCCCGACAGAGGAUCCACCCCAAGCUGAUUAUCCUAGUGACCCUCAUUGCCAUCCACCCCGUGGUUGAUCGAUGGAUAUCCCAAGAGUUGAUGUUGGUACUCGAGGCCCUGCAGCUGUUGUACAUUGGGUUUAGCGUUCCGUUCUGUUUCGGGCUCCUCUGCGAUCCACUUGGCACCGCCACGACCGUCUCCACACUGUCCACCUACUUGACAUACUGCCUUGACCUCGUCGCUGAUGCCGUGGCCUUUAUUAUGUUCCUAGAGAAACUCAAAGACAUGAUGAUCUGUAGAUCGGGGAUAUCCCAUCCACA
Messenger RNA from Aphanomyces astaci, 749 nucleotides. RefSeq lists its product as hypothetical. Bases 75 to 506 code for a protein of 143 amino acids. The transcript has a single exon. The record is from RefSeq and is a predicted model, not a curated record. Lineage: Eukaryota; Oomycota; Saprolegniomycetes; Saprolegniales; Verrucalvaceae.